Molecule: messenger RNA, 4451 nt
Organism: Stylophora pistillata
Lineage: Eukaryota; Metazoa; Cnidaria; Anthozoa; Scleractinia; Pocilloporidae
Biological process (GO): cell-matrix adhesion
Molecular function (GO): calcium ion binding; protein binding
Source: RefSeq, a predicted model, not a curated record
AUACGUUUCAGUUGGUCUUGAUCACAAAUGGAGUGUACUCCUUCACGAUGUACAAUUAUCCAAAGAACGGCCUGCAGUGGUCUGCUCCCACCCAGAGAAUGUACUAUCGAUAUUAUUCUAAUGCGCGUGGUUUGCCUGUGGUUGGUUGGAAUGCUGGAGACAAAGAAGAAAGGAAACAUAACAUGCCACGAUCGGGUACCGUAAACAUCGAAACAAUCGAUGGAAUAAGAGGCAACGCUGACAUGGUUGGGAAGUGGUUCUUCCGACUGGAAGAAUCCCUUGGAAAACGAAACGCAAGACAAGAGUGCAUUGACUGGUUCAAAGUGCAACCAGAUCCUCGAUUCUACACUGAAGACCUCGAACCUUGUCCUUGUAUCUUGAGACAAGCAUGGUGGGACGAAAGGUUCUCAAUCAACUGGAGAGACUGGCCAAGAAUGUGUGCCUACGCUCAGUUCCCUUCACCAGAUGGGUGGGGCCAGGAAUGUUGUUAUUCCACUAACUGGCAAAGCUGGGGCGCACUGCUCGUGGGAAAUCCUGGAGGAGGUUCUGCAAAUAGAUACCACAAGUGGACAGAGGAAUUAAGGGCUAAACACGACUCAAGCGACGUACAAGGCUAUCAAAAGUGCUGUGUCAACUCAGACCUGUGUGACUUAUAUUACAGAAGACGUCCUUCCGACGAUUGUGGAGAUUAUAUGGUUCCAGAAUGGAGUUGGCUCUGGGGUGACCCUCAUUUUGUCACUCUGGAUGGUAAAAACUACACGUUUAAUGGUCUUGGUGAAUACAUAAUGGCCGAUGCUCGUAAUGGAUUUUUUCAGUUACAAGCUCGAACAAAACUGGCUAAAGGCGAUGGAACAGCGACAGUGUUUUCUGCUGCAGUCGCGAAGGAAGGCAGUUCUAGUGUUGUUCAGGUUGAAAUGAUCGAUGCAGGAAUAAGCGUGUUGAUUGAUGGAGAGUCCUUCAAUUACACUAGUCUUUCAAACGAAUCUGUGACACUUAAUGGGUCUAUUGUUGUUGCUAAACCUGACAACGACUCCUUCUUGAUGGUUUUUCCAUCGGGAAUGUCAGUCACAGUGAAAGCUGUUUCGGGAGUACUUUCAAUUGUACUUGCUGCACCAAAGAGCUUCAAGAAUCAAACAAAAGGCCUGCUGGGAACAUGGAAUGAUAAUCCUGAAGACGACUUUUUGACGCCCAAUGGAGAAAUUUUGCCCUCAGAUGCGAACAGCAAGGACAUUCAUUACAAUUUUGGUCUCCUUUGGCAGGUAGACAACAAUUCCUCGUUAUUCACAUACAAACCAGGGGAAAGCCUGAAAACUUUCGAAAAUACCUCUUUCGUCCCUAUGUUUCUGGAAGAUCUUUCCUUCCCAAAUGAAACCUUACGCAAACAAGCAGAAGAAGUUUGCCAAGGAGAUCUCAACUGCCUAUUUGAUUCCGCCUCUACAAAGGAUGUCUCAGUGGGUGCAAGCACAAAAGCACUGUCGUCUAUACUGGAAAAAGAGUCAUCUUCUCUAAAAAAUUAUCCACCACGGUUCAUCACACAACUCUCCAAGGUUAAUGUCACUGUGAAUCAGAGUAUUAGUGUGACUGUGGUUGCAGAAGACCCAAACAAUGACACGUUGGUAUUCUCUGUUUUUGGCAUUCUUCCUCGUGCAGCUAUUCUACAAAACACCUCCAACUCUGUGUCAGUUACGUGGAAAGGAACUAACCAACAGAUUGAAUUAGAAUUCGUGGUAAAAGACGAUCAGGGAGCAACAGCAUUCUUGAGGCCCAUCAUUAAUCUCUGUGCUUGUCACAACGAUGGCGUUUGCCUUCAGUCAGCAAGCAACAAAAACUCAACGCAUGAAAGCAACACGAUGAAUGUACUAGACUGUGGUUGUUUAAAUGGGUAUACAGGAACGUUCUGCGAAAGUGAUCUUGACGCAUGUGAAGCAAAUCUCAACCCAUGCUACCCCGGUGUAAAAUGCAUCGACCUCCCCCCUCCAGCAAAUAUAUCUGGCUACAAAUGUGGACCCUGUCCUAACGGAUUCACGGGAGAUGGAUCCAAAUGUCGAGACAUUGACGAAUGUUCACUUGGGUCUAACGGAGGAUGCAGUCAAGUCUGUAUCAACACACCAGGCUCGUUUACAUGCGACUGUAGAAAAGGAUAUUUACUCAACAUUGACCAGAAGAAAUGUGAUGACGUCAAUGAAUGCAUUCCUGUCAGCGACUGUAUGCACAAGUGUGAAAAUACUAAUGGUGGAUACCGCUGUAGCUGUGAUAAUUUCUUCAAAGUGGACCCCUCGAAUCCCAAAAACUGUUUACCUGAUUCUCCAUGUCAGAAAGGUAAAAAUAGUUGUCAGCAAAUCUGUUAUUUUGGUUCAAACAAAAUUCAACAAUGUGCUUGUAGACGGGGCUAUCUUCUUGCAGGCGAUGGAAAUACUUGCAAAGAUAUUGAUGAAUGUGCAACGAAUGAAGAAAGAUGUAACCAUAAAUGCAGCAAUACGGAAGGAAGCUAUACAUGUUCCUGUGUGGACGGCUUUAGACUGGACGCUGAUAAUGUUACUUGCAUAGACAUAGACGAAUGCUUGGAAUGGACCUUUAAAUGUCAGGAUUCGUCACAGCGUUGCAAAAAUACUCAAGGUUCUUACAUAUGCGUCUGUGAAGAGGGACUCUAUUGGAUUGACAAUACCUGCAAAGGCCUUGAUAAGAAUGAGAAACCACCUCCUCCGCCGCCCGCACCAACUCCAAGAAUCCCGUCCUUAAUUGAAAAACGUCAAGCGAUUAUUAUCGCACUUGAAGGACUGAACUUAUCUCAGUGGACCCUACCCGUAGAGCAAGUCUUCAAAGGAGCAGUUGCAGAUUCUGUGACCACUUUCUGUGGGGAAAGCAGAGACUGCAUAACCAGAAGACUUCGAAAAAGGAGGGCACCACACUACAUCCUUUUCACAUCAGAUCAAGUUCACCUUCUUCCAGGUUAUCCAGAGAGAACCACGCAUAUCUUUCAGAUUCGAGUUGCGAUCUACGUCCAGUUCCCACCUGGAGUGGCUGCUGAUUCUCCUUCUGCCCUGGAUAAAAACAUUUUGUUGACAGUCAUCGAAACAUCACGUGAAAAGUUGGAAAAAGCCCUAAACGUGACAGUAGUUAGCCUAUCAAUUGCAUUCCUCGACCCUUCUACUAAAAGCAGUUUUACAGAGACUCCGAAAGUUAAUCAUGAAGAAAUACCAAAACGGUAUUUCAUUAUUGGGGGAGCAACAGCUGGGGCUAUAUUGAUCAUCACACUUUGUGUUCUGGGAUGUCGCAGAAAAUGCAAUUCAAAUCAAGUGCCGAAAGGGACAACGGUUGCCUACAACGAAGACGCAGACGUCGAGCUUCAUAGAUUCAAGGGUCAUUUUGACAAUAUCCGAGGAAGAAAGGAAGAGGAAGAAAAAAUGUUAAACCAACUACCAGGCCUUGACACGGACAACGAAGGCAUUUAAAAAGUGUAUUGAGCGUGAACAGCUCUUUACAUAUAUCUUCUGGGGUCUAGUUGUUUAUAAUGGACUGAUCAUUUACAUAUAUGUGCUAACAUUUUUCUAUGCAAUAAUUUGGAUAUAUCAACAAAGUUGAAAUGGUAAAUUGGCCACCGUAAUGAUUACAAAAGCUGACGUUUCGAGCGUUAGCCCUUCGUCGGAGCGAAUUUUUCUAUGCAGCCUUCUAGAUCGUGUUUAUAGCUCAACGGGCGAUUAGCGAGAAAAUUUGAUGAACUGGAUUAAAGAGAGAGUGGUAAGAUUUUAAGGGAUACCUUGAGCUCUUCUUAAUCAUCUUAAGUCAUCUAUCUUUAAUCCUUAAAUAUCCAAAAAAUACAUCAAAAUAGCAUCACAAUCUUGCCAACAUUUAAAGAUAUUAAGAACAGAAAUCUGCUAACAGUGGUAACAACUGCUGUAUUAAUCAAUUAACUAAUUUUUGCUGCUAACAAUGGCUUACAAUAUUAGUUGAAUGGUAAGGCGGUCCAGUUAGUGCAAGUGUCAGUGUUGGUGUCCCCCCAAUGAAAUGAAAUAAGAGUAGUGGAGAAAACGGAUCUCGUUAGAUCGGUAUGCAAAUCAACCUAAGGUAGUUUUACGGUGUGAAACGGAAAAGUUUGCCAAUUUCGUAUCGUUUAGAGAUACCUCACCCAUGAGAGGGAAAUUCUCCAGAGAAUUUUUUUAAAAUUUAAGAUAAAGCAUGGGUAAAUGCAGUGUUUAAUCUGUCUGUUCAACCUUUCAUAUGCUUAUUUUGUCCAUGAAUACGUGUGUCUGCGUCAUAAAAUAAUGUAAAUUAAUAAACAAAACUUCUUCUGCCAUCUCACAAUUGUCAUUAAGGUGCAAAGGUGGGAACAUGUACGAGUAAUGGUUUUUCGGUACGUCUAAUCUUUGUGUGUGAUGGUGUUUUCCCGCUUUUUGCUGCAUCUAGGGCUUUGGAUGGAUUUUUAAUAAAGGUGCCUAUUACGUUAAGUCUAG